CAGUCCAAGAUGUUAAGACGAACCGGUCAGAAAAUGUGUUUGAUAAGUUGUUAGCAUGUAAACAAAAGUGUAUGUUUGUGUCGCUAAGUUUUAGAAGGCUAACUAUAACAAAACUGGGACAUGGCCAGCCUCAAAGUCUCCAGGAAGGACACAAGACCGCGGUCACCUCCAGAUAGGAAGCGUGCCAAGGCUUCUGAGGAUCUGAACUCGAUCCUGUCAGAGGAGGCCACCCAGAGUCCUGCACUGAAGCCAGACGACAUCCAGGCGUUAACCAUAAGACAUGAAGACCUGGAGAAGUUGCGUGUCCCCAAGCCCCCUAAGGACACCCAGAAGCCGGCGGCCAUGACACGCGUGCUGGUCAGGAAGUCCCGCCCCUCCGACCAGACCAGGAAGGGAAUACCCAUCUCUGUGGCCAGGCCGCUCCCACAGACAUGUGCUGUGCAACCAUUGCAGUACACAGGCCCGGGAGGUCCUCGCUUCGACCCUCAGGGCAUGAUACUACCGCACAGCAUCCUGGGAAACCUGGAGGACUUCAAGAGAGACAUGGAGGCCAGGGGGGAGAUGGAGCUGGCCAGCCGUGUCCCCGUUCCCCAGAGCAACCUCUCCCAAUUGGCUGAGGAGCAGAGGGGUGGGCCAGAGAGCAGGUCACACCCCGAUAACCGUGACGAGGACUUCCAGAGUCACGCCCUGCAGCAUUGGGAUGACUGCAUGUCCGAGAGGCGCCGCCAGCAGGACUUCAUAUCCCGGUUGCUGCAGAGGCCGGUGGAGCAGUUGGUGAUGAACCAGUCCAACCAGUACAGGCAGACACAGGAGCAGAGAGGCCUCAUCAGUAGGGGACUGCCCGCGCUGCACCCCGGACACGGUAACCGUGUGGGCAGUGAGUUCUGGAGUCUUCCACAGCACUAUGGCGACAGGCUGAGCGGCAUCACCGCCACACUCACCCAGACCGAGAGGGGCAACCCCCCACCUGUCUCACACAUCGCCCAGCCACACACCAUACGCCUGCAGUCAGGUAAUGUCCACCCUGAGUCCUCUGUGGGUUGUGCAUGGGACAGCAGUCUCUACCUGCAGCAUCGCAGAGAGGAGCUGAAACACGUGCUGAGAGAGCUAGACUUCAACCAGCCGGUUAGACACAAAUGCACAUGCAUGCACAAACACAAACAGCAGUCUCUACUUCCAGACACAAAUGCAUGCACACACAAAGACAAAAAGACCCACAUUGCACCUCAACAAGGCAACACAUUUGUGUUCACCUGGAUGGACCCUCUGUCCCGGUACGAUGAUGUUCUGUUGGAUGCCGUCUUGGUGCCUGCACUACGCUUUUGUGGAGAGGCGGCGGAGUGGACCGGCAAUGCGUUCUCACACAAGGACGAGGUGGGCAUCAGUGCGUGUGUGACGUUCGAGGCCCUGAGCGGGGAGAGUGCCAACUCCCACAUCGAGCUGGAGAACUACGGCAGCACAGCGCUCUACUACAGCUGGCAGAAGAUCCCACACACGCCGCGCUUCCCCGAGGCCCGCGCAAACAACACACGCAUGCAGAGCUUCUACUUUAACACCACCAUGGGCGUGAUCCUGCCUGGAGAGAAGCAGCGCGUGGCGUUGACCUUCAAGGGGUCGCGAGUGGGCAUCCUGAGCGAAGUGUGGCGGCUGCACACGCACCCCGUGCUGCUGGGGGGAGCGGCCCUCCAACUCACACUCAGAGGGGUCUCCAUAUACCAGGAUACCACGGCCCCCCACAGAGAGGCACUGCAGAUGGAGAUCCAGCACAGGGAGGCGUUGUCCGUGUGUGUGUCCGUGGUGAAUGAUCUGCUGCGGGGCAUCCGAAGCCCGGAGAGACCCAGCUCACCAGCACACAUAUACACCACGGAGGAGGAACACUUUACUAGCAUGAACCCACAGCUCCAUUACCACUACAAGACCGUAGAGGCCUUGAAGACGCUUUGGAAGGAAGUGACCUCAUCAUCGCCCAUGCCUCGCGACAUCUCCAAGGAAGUAACAUCAUCGUUGUCACCAUCCUCGUCGUCAUCAUCAUCAUCUUCAUCUUCCGUGCAUUGUGACAUCACCAGUCCAGACAGCCAGGGACCGGCUUGGGACCUGUGUGUCUCCUCCCUCAGAAAGGCGGUGUUAUGUCUGCCUAAGCGGGAUGCUAUGGAGGUGGGUGUGGUGGAGGGGACCCUGCACAGGUCGGAGGCUCUGGCUCGGCUCAACACCCUGGUGGUGGAGCUGCAGCAUCCACAGACUCCCCCUCCGCCCCUGGAUCCACACACCAUCACGCGUCAGCUGCUAAGAGAGGUGGUGGAUGGUCUGUGCAUGGAGGCCGUGGCCCUGAGGCAGAGCCUGGGCAUGCCGGAGAUGAAGACACCACACACGGGAGACAGCCAGCUACAACUACAGGACGAAGCAUGCAUGGCAGGCGUGAAGAUCAAGAAGGAGGAGAAGAGCGAGAAGAAAGGGAUGCCCUCCCCGAAAGACGACAAGAAAGGGGCGGCCGGCAAGGACAAGGAGGACAAGAAGGGCACGCCCAGGGCCACGCCCUCCAAAGACAAGGACAAAGAGGACCGCAGUGGCAGUCGGAAGAAGCCGAUUGGUGGAAAGGCUGGUAAGGAGGCGGGCUCUGAGCCUCCAUCAGUCAAUGGCACCAGCCCGGAGCAGGAGGAGGCGGAGCAACACGUAGAAUGUGUGGACCCCAGACUGAAGGACAAGUACCGCAGACUGCUACAUCACCAGGUGUACGUGCGAGUGAAGUGUAUGCUGAUGACUCUAUGGGACAUCAUGGAAGACUCUCCUCCACCAGAGCAGCACAGGGACUGAAGGAGAACACACACACACACACACACACACACACACACACACACACACACACACACACACACACACACACACACACACACACACACACACACACACACACACACUACCAGAACAACUGAAAGAUUGUAAAAGACUCAGACACACACACACACUAGCACACGCACACACACACACACACACACACACACACACACACACACACACACACACACACACACAC
Molecule: messenger RNA, 3031 nt
Organism: Engraulis encrasicolus (European anchovy)
Lineage: Eukaryota; Metazoa; Chordata; Actinopteri; Clupeiformes; Engraulidae
Gene: mycbpap
Product: mycbp associated protein
Exons: 19
Coding region: 121-2811 (896 amino acids)
Source: RefSeq, a predicted model, not a curated record